Messenger RNA from Gorilla gorilla gorilla (western lowland gorilla), 6591 nucleotides. RefSeq names its product chloride channel accessory 2 (gene CLCA2). NCBI's taxonomy places the organism in Eukaryota, Metazoa, Chordata, Mammalia, Primates, Hominidae. Gene Ontology annotation, biological process: chloride transport. The transcript is spliced from 14 exons. The coding region runs from base 2733 to 5564 and encodes 943 amino acids. Gene Ontology annotation, molecular function: intracellularly calcium-gated chloride channel activity. The record is from RefSeq and is a predicted model, not a curated record. Gene Ontology annotation, cellular component: plasma membrane.
UUUUGUCUGCUGUAAGGUCAGCCUGAUGAAAGAAGAAGGCAGUAAAAAGAGACCUUCAGCUGGCCCGGUCCCAGGCCUGGUUGCUGAUAACAAAAAGGGCUCUGAAUUGUAAGUUUAAAAAAAAGCAGAUAGAUAAGAGUAGAUAUCAUGCAUAGACUCUCAACCUGGGCUAAGCAAAGCCUGAGUGAGCUUGUUCAGGUUUCAACCCAAGUGAAGCUGGACAAAAUUGUUCAUUUGUAGCUGUUCUUUAUAAAGUUGCAUGCACUCUCUAGCCAAUAUUUUCCACCCUCACAUCCCAAGGGAACCAUCGUAAUGAUAAAAACAAGUGGAGAGAGUGCUGAAUAUCAGUCCUCAAUCACUCCCUCCCAUAGCAAACAACCUAUACAAGUGUCAUGAAAAACUUCCCUGAGUGUUGGCAAAAAGCCGCUCUUGCAGUGUGCUUACGAGUUUAGUUUUUGAGCAUAUUGGUUUAUCGAUGGGAAUAUUUUUAUUCUUAAAAUCACAAGAGGUUGGCAUAACAAAAUAAACUGCCAGGGAUAUUUGAAAUGAAGUGCAUUGUUCUGCUCAAUGAGUCACAUUUACAGACAGAGCCUUUGGAGCUGCCACACCUCUGGCCUUCUACUCUGAAGACACAGUGAACAAGCAGAAAAAAACUAGGGCUGGGAAUUCAGUUUGGGAGAAAAGGCAGCUAAGCUGACCUUUGAACUUUAGGGUAAGACCCUUGGGCAGCCACGUAAUGACCAGCGCCAUCCCAUUCUUCAAGGAGAGCACCAUACUCAAGCACUGCCUGUCGAGAGGGAGCAAGAGGGAAACUGCUCUAGAACAGAAGAGAUGCCUUCUAGAAAACAAGGGUGGGGGAAAGAAUUUUUACACUAUAACCCAGGGCUCCUUCACUAUCUUGUUUUAUUUACUUCUCCUGACUCCAUUCAUUCAGUCAUUCAACAGAGAGUUUACUGAGAUAGGUGCUGGGGAAGUACUGAAUGAAAACAGACUCCAUCCCUUCCCUCAUACAGCAGGAAGCUGACAAUCAAUUAUACAAUAUAAAUGUGACAUUGUUACCAUGAUCAUACUACAAAGGUGAGUUAUCUGAUGCUAUGGAAGCAUGAAAGAAGGGAAUUUGACUUAGUUAUGGAGCUCAGGCCACGCUUCCAGGACACAGCUGGAAUUUGAAGGAAAAGCAGGUGAGAAGAAGCAUGAGAAUAGGAUUCAAGCAAGACAGCAAGGGGAAAAAAAUUCCCUCAACAUCUGUCAACAUUGCAGUGCAAUAUCAAAGCCCAAGUUCAGAAGACUCCAACCUUGGUGGGAAGAAGAGUGACAUCACACUGCCCAUGAAGAUGUUGAAAAGAGACAAUGUUGGUGAAAUCCCUGUUGAGAGCAGGGACAGACCGUUUCCUAACUGCUACACUCCCCUCCCCAGAAAUGUUCCGAGACGGGGCCACAGCAGGGAAGAGUCACAGGUUUUGCUUGCUGUGGACCUCUGACGCUGUGAAUAAAACUUUUUCUUUAGUUUUACAAUAGAUGUCACCGUGCGGCAUUCUUAAACACAAAGAAGAGGGAGAAACGAGGUUACUAAGAUAAUUUAGUAACUAAGAGAGAACAUGAUAUAUUGAAAAACAGUGGAAUUUGGAGUCAGUUGGUUCAUUCUAGUACGAUGAUAAUACUCCCAACCUUGAACAAGUUACUUAGAUUUUUUUGAACAUUAGUUCUGUCACCCAUAAAAUAGGCAUAAUAAAAUCCAUCACUCAAAAAAUGUUAGUUUCUUCUCUCACUGGCUAAUUUUCAUAAUCAGAAUUUCCAAGACUCAUUAUUUUCAUUUGAAAAGUACAAAUUAUACCUGCAUCAGAGGAUUCAUAUUUAAGUGAGUUCAUUUGUAAACUUUAAAGCAUAAGGUAAAUAUCAGGUAUUAUGAAUCAAUCAUAAAAUAUUUGCGAUGGUUACUAUAUAUUAGAUCCUGUUUUUGGUCCUGGAGAAAUGGAGGGUUGACUGAAGCAGGGCCUUGCCCUUAGGAGAGAGCUGAAGGAGAAAUCUAUUCUUCUUCCUGAUGCAGAGAGAAAAGGUAGCAAGGCCAGAGGGAAAGGCCUGCACAGACACCCAAGUUCCUGGCAGUUGGCCCUCCCUGGGGGAUAUCUGAUAUCUGACCUCCAGCCAUCAGCUGAGAGCUUGCCCAGACUAUCUGACCCAAGGGCUGUAGGGACUGGGCUGCAGAAUGGAUUUCUAAAUCUUCAAAAUAAACAGGCAAGGAAAUCUGGCAACAAAUGAAAAAUGACUUGAGGGCAGUAGAAAGUGCUUGUGCCAACUGAUGGAGGAGGUUAUGAAAAAUGCGGAGAGGAAAAUCACUAUAGACUUCUGUGUUUCUACUGCAAGUGGAUUGAACAGUCCAGAUAUACUGAUUUCCAGCCCAGAUUUCCUGCUUUUAAGCUCCUUUGGCCUUAUUUCCCUCUUCUUUCUGAGAAGUUAUAAAAUGAAUGAAGGGCAGAAUGUUUCUUGCCCAACCAUGAUUCAGGAAGCAGCUCAGCCACAGAACAGGCAAGUGUAGCAUCGCCUAGAGGAAAAGGACUUGUAGAGGCAGGUCUCAGAUGGAUCCACCCCAGACUUUUCAAAGAAGACACCUCCUUCAUCUUGUGUUCUAAAACCUUGCAAGUUCAGGAAGAAACCAUCUGCAUCCAUAUUGAAAACCUGACACAAUGUAUGCAGCAGGCUCAGUGUGAGUGAACUGGAGGCUUCUCUACAACAUGACCCAAAGGAGCAUUGCAGGUCCUAUUUGCAACCUGAAGUUUGUGACUCUCCUGGUUGCCUUAAGUUCAGAACUCCCAUUCCUGGGAGCUGGAGUACAGCUUCAAGACAAUGGGUAUAAUGGAUUGCUCAUUGCAAUUAAUCCUCAGGUACCUGAGAAUCAGAACCUCAUCUCAAACAUUAAGGAAAUGAUAACUGAAGCUUCAUUUUACCUAUUUAAUGCUACCAAGAGAAGAGUAUUUUUCAGAAAUAUAAAGAUUUUAAUACCUGCCACAUGGAAAGCUAAUAAUUACAGCAAAAUAAAACAAGAAUCAUAUGAAAAGGCAAAUGUCAUAGUGACUGACUGGUAUGGGGCACAUGGAGAUGAUCCAUACACCCUACAAUACAGAGGGUGUGGAAAAGAGGGAAAAUACAUUCAUUUCACACCUAAUUUCCUACUGAAUGAUAACUUAACAGCUGGCUACGGAUCACGAGGCCGAGUGUUUGUCCACGAAUGGGCCCACCUCCGCUGGGGUGUGUUCGAUGAGUAUAACAAUGACAAACCUUUCUACAUAAAUGGGCAAAAUCAAAUUAAAGUGACAAGGUGUUCAUCUGACAUCACAGGCAUUUUUGUGUGUGAAAAAGGUCCUUGCCCCCAAGAAAACUGUAUUAUUAGUAAGCUUUUUAAAGAAGGAUGCACCUUUAUCUACAAUAGCACCCAAAAUGCAACUGCAUCAAUAAUGUUCAUGCAAAGUUUAUCUUCUGUGGUUGAAUUUUGUAAUGCAAGUACCCACAACCAAGAAGCACCAAACCUACAGAACCAGAUGUGCAGCCUCAGAAGUGCAUGGGAUGUAAUCACAGACUCUGCUGACUUUCACCACAGCUUUCCCAUGAAUGGGACUGAGCUUCCACCUCCUCCCACAUUCUCGCUUGUACAGGCUGGUGACAAAGUGGUCUGUUUAGUGCUGGAUGUGUCCAGCAAGAUGGCAGAGGCUGACAGACUCCUUCAACUACAACAAGCUGCAGAAUUUUAUUUGAUGCAGAUUGUUGAAAUUCAUACCUUCGUGGGCAUUGCCAGUUUCGACAGCAAAGGAGAGAUCAGAGCCCAGCUACACCAAAUUAACAGCAAUGAUGAUCGAAAGUUGCUGGUUUCAUAUCUGCCCACCACUGUAUCAGCUAAAACAGACGUCAGCAUUUGUUCAGGGCUUAAGAAAGGAUUUGAGGUGGUUGAAAAACUGAAUGGAAAAGCUUAUGGCUCUGUGAUGAUAUUAGUGACCAGCGGAGAUGAUAAGCUUCUUGGCAAUUGCUUACCCACUGUGCUCAGCAGUGGUUCAACAAUUCACUCCAUUGCCCUGGGUUCAUCUGCAGCCCCAAAUCUGGAGGAAUUAUCACGUCUCACAGGAGGUUUAAAGUUCUUUGUUCCAGAUAUAUCAAACUCUAAUAGCAUGAUUGAUGCUUUCAGUAGAAUUUCCUCUGGAACUGGAGACAUUUUCCAGCAACGUAUUCAGCUUGAAAGUACAGGUGAAAAUGUUAAACCUCACCAUCAAUUGAAAAACACAGUGACUGUGGAUAAUACUGUGGGCAACGACACUAUGUUUCUAGUUACGUGGCAGGCCAGUGGUCCUCCUGAGAUUAUAUUAUUUGAUCCUGAUGGACGAAAAUACUACACAAAUAAUUUUAUCACCAGUCUAACUUUUCGGACAGCUAGUCUUUGGAUUCCAGGAACAGCUAAGCCUGGGCACUGGACUUACACCCUGAACAAUACCCAUCAUUCUCUGCAAGCCCUGAAAGUGACAGUGACCUCUCGCGCCUCCAACUCAGCUGUGCCCCCAGCCACUGUGGAAGCCUUUGUGGAAAGAGACAGCCUCCAUUUUCCCCAUCCUGUGAUGAUUUAUGCCAAUGUGAAACAGGGAUUUUAUCCCAUUCUUAAUGCCACUGUCACUGCCACAGUUGAGCCAGAGACUGGAGAUCCUGUUACGCUGAGACUCCUUGAUGAUGGAGCAGGUGCUGAUGUUAUAAAAAAUGAUGGAAUUUACUCGAGGUAUUUUUUCUCCUUUGCUGCAAAUGGUAGAUAUAGCUUGAAAGUGCAUGUCAAUCACUCUCCCAGCAUAAGCACCCUAGCCCACUCUAUUCCAGGGAGUCAUGCUAUGUAUGUACCAGGUUACACAGCAAACGGUAAUAUUCAGAUGAAUGCUCCAAGGAAAUCAGUAGGCAGAAAUGAGGAGGAGCGAAAGUGGGGCUUUAGCCGAGUCAGCUCAGGAGGCUCCUUUUCAGUGCUGGGAGUUCCAGCUGGCCCCCACCCUGAUGUGUUUCCACCAUGCAAAAUUAUUGACCUGGAAGCUGUAAGAGUAGAAGAGGAAUUGACCCUAUCUUGGACAGCACCUGGAGAAGACUUUGAUCAGGGCCAGGCCACAAGCUAUGAAAUAAGAAUGAGUAAAAGUCUACAGAAUAUCCAAGAUGACUUUAACAAUGCUAUUUUAGUAAAUACAUCAAAGCGAAAUCCUCAGCAAGCUGGCAUCAGGGAGAUAUUUACGUUCUCACCCCAAAUUUCCACAAAUGGACCUGAACAUCAGCCAAAUGGAGAAACACAUGAAAGCCACAGAAUUUAUGUUGCAAUACGAGCAAUGGAUAGGAACUCCUUAAAGUCUGCUCUAUCUAACAUUGCCCAGGCAUCUCUGUUUAUUCCCCCCAAUUCUGAUCCUGUACCUGCCAGAGAUGAUCUUAUAUUGAAAGGAGUUUUAACAGCAAUGGGUUUGAUAGGAAUCAUUUGCCUUAUUAUAGUUGUGACACAUCAUACUUUAAACAGGAAAAAGAGAGCAGACAAGAAAGAGAAUGGAACAAAAUUAUUAUAAAUAAAUAUACAAAGUGUCUUCCUUCUUAGAUAUAAGACCCAUGGCCUUCGACUACAAAAACAUACUAACAAAGUCAAAUUAACAUCAAAACUGUAUUAAAAUGCAUUGAGUUUUUGUACAAUACAGAUAAGAUUUUUACAUGGUAGAUCAACAAAUUCUUUUUGGGGGUAGAUUAGAAAACCCUUACACUUUGGCUAUGAACAAAUAAUAAAAAUUAUUCUUUAAAGUAAUGUCUUUAAAGGCAAAGGGAAGGGUAAAGUCGGACCAGUGUCAAGGAAAGUUUGUUUUAUUGAGGUGGAAAAAUAGCCCCAAGCAGAGAAAAGGAGGGUAGGUCUGCAUUAUAACUGUCUAUGUGAAGCAAUCAUUUAGUUACUUUGAUUAAUUUUUCUUUUCUCCUUAUCUGUGCAGAACAGGUUGCUUGUUUACAACUGAAGAUCAUGCUAUAUUUUAUAUAUGAAGCCCCUAAUGCAAAGCUCUUUACCUCUUGCUAUUUUGUUAUAUAUAUUACAGAUGAAAUCUCACUGCUAAUGCUCAGAGAUCUUUUUUCACUGUAAGAGGUAACCUUUAACAAUAUGGGUAUUACCCUUGUCUCUGCAUACCGGUUUUAUGACAAAGGUCUAUUGAAUUUAUUUGUUUGUAAGUUUCUACUCCCAUCAAAGCAGCUUUCUAAGUUACUGCCUUGGUUAUUAUUGGAUGAUAGUUAUAGCCCUUAUAAUGCCUUAACUAAGGAAGAAAAGAUAUUAUUCUGAGUUUGUUUUAAUACAUAUAUGAACAUAUAGUUUUAUUCAAUUAAACCAAAGAAGAGGUCAGCAGGGAGAUACUAACCUUUGGAAAUGAUUAGCUGGCUCUGUUUUUUGGUUAAAUAAGAGUCUUUAAUCCUUUCUCCAUCAAGAGUUACUUACCAAGGGCAGGGGAAGGGGGAUAUAGAGGUCAUAAGGAAAUAAAAAUCAUCUUUCAUCUUUAAUUUUACUCCUUCCUCUUAUUUUUUAAAAAGAUUAUCGAACAAUAAAAUCAUUUGCCUUUUUAA